CUUGAGAAAAAGUCCAUGAAAGUAAAAAGCAAAAGGGAGUUGGUGUGCCUAAAACGCUGCUCAUACCUCUUUUUCUCUCUCUUCAGGUGUUUUCCUUUGUGGAGUAGGUGCUUGCUUUACUCUGAACAAGUCUCCUUUACUCUUUAUAUCGAAACAGUUGGAUUGGACGACCCUAAUUGCAAAAAAAAUAUCGAAAUGGGAUCGUUGGAGAUGCUUUCGAGGAGAACAAUGAGCACAGACAUGCCCGUUAUGGCUCAGGUCAACCUCCUACUCCUACUCUACUCGGAAUUCGUUUGUGUUUUUUGUUUUUAUGUGACAAACACUGUUGGUUUUUGCGUGCAGAUUAGGAAGUUAAUGGCUGAGUUGACCAACCCCAUGUCUCUUGCUCAGGGAGUGGUGCAUUGGCAGCCUCCUCAAAAGGCUUUAGAUAAGGUCAAGGACGUUGUGUUGGAUCCUACGGUUAGCUCUUAUGGACCAGAUGAAGGUAUUCCCGAGCUUAGGCAGGCUCUUCAGAAAAAGCUGCGUGAAGAAAACAAGCUAACUAAAUCUGCAGUGAUGGUUACCGCUGGAGCCAACCAGGCGUUUGUGAAUCUUGUUCUUAUACUAAGCGAUCCCGGUGAUUCAGUUGUCAUGUUUCAGCCAUACUACUUCAAUGCUUACAUGGCCUUCCAGAUGACUGGAGUCACCAACAUUAUCGUUGGUCCUGCCCAUCCAGAUACUCUCUAUCCCGACGCUGACUGGUUAGAGAGGACACUCUCUGAGUCUAAACCGACCCCAAAGGUUGUAACUGUUGUGAAUCCUGGUAACCCAAGCGGCACCUAUGUCCCCGAACCGCUUCUUAAGAGGAUUUCAAAGAUAUGCAAAGAUGCAGGAUGUUGGCUGAUUGUAGAUAACACAUACGAGUAUUUCAUGUAUGACGGUUUAAAACAUUGUUGCGUGGAGGGAGACCACAUUGUUAACGUCUUCUCCUUCUCUAAAACCUAUGGCAUGAUGGGUUGGAGGCUUGGAUAUAUAGCUUACUCGGAGAACUUAAAAGGGUUUGCGAGAGAGCUUGUGAAGAUUCAAGACAACAUCCCAAUAUGUGCCUCCAUAAUAUCUCAGCGCCUGGCUGUAUACGCACUAGAGGAAGGUACUGGGUGGAUAACAGAACGGGUAAAGGGUCUGGUGAAGAACAGGGAGAUUGUUAAAGAGGCCCUUGAGCCGCUGGGGAUGGAGAACGUUAAGGGAGGAGAAGGAGCGAUUUACUUGUGGGCAAAGCUACCAGAGGAACACGGAGAUGAUUUCAAGGCGGUGAGAUGGCUGGCUCACCGUCAUGGAGUGGUGGUGAUCCCCGGGAGUGCAAGCGGUAGCCCCGGGCAUGUGCGGGUGUCGUUUGGAGGGUUGAAGGAGGAAGAAAUGAGAGCUGCUGCAGAGAGGCUGAGGAAAGGAUUAGAGGAGCUGGUUCACCUUGGAAUGGUGGAGUGAGUGAGUGAGUUGUUUGUUAAUAAAAUGGGUCAAAGAUAUAAAUUACUUCUUUUUUUUGUCAGCUAUAUAAAAGAGUGUUUGUUUAUUUGAUAGCUGAUGAUUCUUCUUUUA
Messenger RNA from Brassica napus (rape), 1575 nucleotides. RefSeq names its product aromatic aminotransferase ISS1-like. The transcript has 6 exons. Gene Ontology annotation, biological process: biosynthetic process. The record is from RefSeq and is a predicted model, not a curated record. The coding region runs from base 16 to 1464 and encodes 482 amino acids. Lineage: Eukaryota; Viridiplantae; Streptophyta; Magnoliopsida; Brassicales; Brassicaceae. Gene Ontology annotation, molecular function: catalytic activity; pyridoxal phosphate binding.